CAGUUAGUGUUUUGCGUCAAUUGGUAACUAUUGUACACUUAUAUGAGACUAAAAGUAAACAAGUUUUUGAACUUUUGAUUCUCUCGUAUCUGUGUCUGUCUAUUGUGGACAGGGGUGAAGAGCACUGGUAGUAGUGAUUGGAAGGGCGAGUGAGAAAUGUCUGUUCAAUACGUGCAACACGAGUACAUUGUGAGCCAACCCUACCGGCCCUGGACUCUGGACUCCAGCGACAGUCCUUCAGAGGGUCUCAUGAUUGACGGCGGAGACGAAGAACUACUCAUUUUA
Messenger RNA from Oppiella nova, 285 nucleotides. The record is from the annotation of a GenBank genome assembly. Lineage: Eukaryota; Metazoa; Arthropoda; Arachnida; Sarcoptiformes; Oppiidae.